Molecule: messenger RNA, 3625 nt
Organism: Scatophagus argus
Lineage: Eukaryota; Metazoa; Chordata; Actinopteri; Scatophagidae
Product: probable serine/threonine-protein kinase roco5
Exons: 8
Coding region: 829-3408 (859 amino acids)
Molecular function (GO): protein binding
Source: RefSeq, a predicted model, not a curated record
GUAUUAAAUAUUGUUAGAGGUCUGUGAUUAUUGUGAUUAUUGACAACAUAUCUGGCAGGCUUGAUGUAAGAACUUUAUGGACUAAACAGAUAAACUUAAUAUAAAUACAAAACAAACAGUGUUACUGUUGUUACUGUAAAUAAGAUGUCAUAGGAUGAUAUAUUACCAUAUCAACCUUGUUAGCUGAUGUCCAACCAAGGUUCACCAGUGGAGGGACAACAAAUCUGUCGAACGCUUUCGUGUUUAACUUUAAGUGAACAGGCAGCUGGUAGUUGAGAAAACUAUAUUAUUAGCUGUAUUCACUGUCAUAUAACCCUGCUCUAAGUAUGAAAUUCCCAAGAAAAGAUAUGCAGCAUGGUUUGCAUUUAAGCAGGAGUAGAUGUAAGUAGCUCAUCAUGGAUAAUCAUGGCUUUUGUUGUGCCCACGUAGUAUAUUCUUUUGAUGGAACUCUGUUAAGGAACUUUUUUAUGAGAACAUGCAAAUUAAUUUUGCUGUGUGUCUCUCUGGUCUGGUUGGCACUAACUCUGUACCUGUACUUAUGAAACACUGUGGAUCAGAUAUACCAGAUGCCAGAAAUAUCAGACAUUCUUGGUCCCAUUCAGAGUAAGCCAACUGGUUUAAGAAGAAUAAGAAUCUUUUUUUAAGAAUCAUCUUUUAUUGGCAGUAUAUAUAUUUUUACAUACACAUACUGAAUUUGACUACUGCAUUUAUCCCAUCCUUAGUUGAACACACACAUGCAACAAUACCAGGGGUUCUCAAAAGCAAAACGAGUGAGCAUCAAAAGAUAUUCUGGGUCUGUUCCAGGAAGCAGAUUUAUUCAUUUGGAUAAUGUUGCACAAUAAAACUCUAUCUGCUGCUAGCUGUUCCUGGUUUUACUUUGCAAGGGUUCCUAAACAACUUGGUAAACCUGCUUUUUGCCCAGAUCUUAAACAUAAAGUAAAUGUACUUAUCCAUAACACAGGAAAUAGCUGGGAGGAAUGUGAUCUUUCAGGGCAGAAACUGAAGUCCCUUCCUCGGGAGCUUCUGACACAUGUUAAAGGUCUGGAUUUGCAGAGGAACAAAUUGAAACGCAUGACAGGCAUCUCCAGAUUCACCAACCUGAUGGAACUUAAUCUCUCCAGAAACAAGAUAAUGGAGUUCUCUCAGGAAAUGAGCAACUUGUGCCAACUAGAGUCCCUUUACAUGAACCAGAACAACAUCAGAUUAAUUCCAGAGGGAAUCUUUCCACAUCUUAGGAAGUUAAAAUUCCUAAAACUAAGCAGCAAUCGUUUGAGCAAGCUUCCUUCAGAUAUAAACCAGUGCACCAGUAUCACUCACCUGGACCUUUCAAAGAACUGCCUGCAAAACAUCCAACCACUAGUUGGUCUCCCAAAACUGAAGGAGCUUUUCGUUGAGAAGAAUCAACUGACCGAGCUCCCAUCCCAGCUAUUCCAGAACAGCAGCUGUGAGCUGACCGUGUGCAAGGCCACAGGGAACCCGCUGAGGUGCCCACCAGAGGAGGUCUGUGUUGGAGGGGUCAUGGACAUCCAGAGCUACUUUCAUCAAAUGGAGAUGAACCCAAACACACACAGUGCCUGGACAGUCAAGACCAUGUUCCUGGGUUCCUCCAUGGCAGGGAAGUCGACACUUUGUCGCAGCCUGAGGGAAGGGAAGCCUAUGGCUGUGGCAGUGGAGGACAGGACUGAGGGAAUUGAGAUCAGUCAACUCUACACCCAAGAAGUCCGUUUCCUUUUGUGGGACUUUGCAGGGCAGGAGGAAUACUACCUGACACACCACGUCUUCAUCACACCACGAGCCCUGGUCAUCCUUACUGUUGAUUUAGCCAGCUACAGCAUUGUAGACCCAGAUUCUUUCAAGGACCAACUGUGGUUCUGGAUAAACAACAUACAGUUGCGUGUGCCAAACUCAGUGAUUCUGCUGGUGGGAACACACUGUGACCAGUGCAGAGACCAGGAAGAGGUGAUGGAGAAGAAGAAAGACAUAGAAGAGAAGGUCCAAACCAAACUGGCAAACAGGAGGAUGGUUUUAGAACGCCAGAAGAAAAAUCUGCAAGAAAACUUAAAUGUGUCUCUCUUUAUGGACCAGCUGGAUGAGCUGGAUUGUCUUUUGGAAUACAAUUUGAAGGUUUUGAAUCUUUUAGCCAUCGACUGCACAAAGACUGAAGAUAUCGCAAAACUCAAAAGUCAUAUUUUGACAUGCAUUCUGUCGGAGAAUGCCUUUCUGUGUUCUGAGAGCAUUUUACCAAAAAGUUACGAAGAGGUGGAGCAAGUCAUUCAUUCACUUGUUGCACUAGAAGAAAUUCCCCAACACGGUAUUAUUUUACUUGAAGAACUGAGUGGUUUAAUUCUAAACCAUGUCAAACUGAGCAGAGAGAGUCUCCACUCCAUUCUGCGAUUCCUCUUGAGAUAUCUGCAUCGGAUUGGGGUGAUCAUUUGGUACGAAGACAUCAGUAUACUCAGUGACAGAGUGUUUAUUCAGCCUUCAUUCCUCAUCUCAAUGUUCAAGAGCAUUGUGAGACAUGACCUGGUGCAGCAGCUGGAAGGGGUCUCCAGAGACCUUCUCAUGCAGGAGGGGGCUCUGGUGAAACAGAAGUUCACCUGGGUGGAUGACUUAAGGUGCAAAGGCAUGCUGCACAAUGCAGCGAUGCGCAUCUUAGUCCGCAGAGAAUUAGAGAAACUUGUCGUGGACGAUGACGACUUGAUCGAAGAGGUAGUCGGAACCAAGAAGGAGAAAGGCAUAAUACUCACCCUACUGCAGUAUUUUGAGGUCUGCCUCCCCACUCUUGUCAGAAGCCCCCUAAACCCUCAAGCCCAAGACUUCAUCCCUGGUGAAACACAGUGGGUGUCAUCCAGGGAGGCCAAGAGAGAUCCAGAUGAAGCCUGCCUCUUCCCCAUCUACCUGAAGGAUGACCUCACAGUGCGCCACAAGUGGGGUGAGGACAAGCAAGAUGACCUCAGCGUUCAAGUGUACUUCCUUCCUGAGAUUCCUCAUGGUUUCUUCCACAGAGUGAUUGUCAUGACGUGCUCCCUGUAUCCGACUCACUGGGUGGGGAGAGAGCAAUGUCUCCUCUGCUGUGGGAACAGACUGGCUCUGGUGAAACAGAAGAAUAAAGAUGGAGACUGGUACAUUGAGAUACGCUGCCGGAGACCUGAGGACGAGUUCCGGCAGUCUUGGGAUCUGAUCUUGGCGGUGAUGUCCAAGCUGUUUGUGCUGUCCGGGCAGUGGCCAGGACUGACUCAGCAGGUGCACACGCCCUGUCCAGAGAGAGGCUGUCCACACUACUUCACCUGGAGGGACUUGGAGGAAAUCAGCAACACAGACUUCUACAAUCUUGUGAAAGAGGAGAAAUUAGUUUGCCAGGGAGGCCAUACACGACGGACGGAGCUGAUUUUUCCUAAAGCUAAAUAAAUCUCUGCGACAAUAUGUAAGAUGAAGAGGAAAAUCCAUCUCACUGAAAAUCUUUGUGUCCUCGUGUCAAGAAUUCACAAGAUCCUGGAACGCCACUCAACAAAUCCCAACUAUCCUUCUCACCUUUUUUCUUAUAUUUCCUUCAAGUACAGCCAAAAUUAUCUAUUUUAUAAGUUGACUUCAAGUCAACUCAUCAGAUAAUGGAGAUGUAACCUCU